GAAGCAAAUUUUAGCGGCCGAACAGUUUUGGAUUGUUUAUGUUUUGAAACAUUCGAUGUUUUCCCCAAAAAGAAAAUGCCAAAGCGAAAGCAUUCAAAAGAGGUGACAGAAGAAGCUGAAAGUGAACCAAGUGAUUCUGAGAGUGAGCAUUCAGAACCAACAUCAAGAGUUACACGAAGAUCAGCACCAGAUUUGAAGACAUUCACAGAGUUGACACCUGUCAAGAAAAGAAAGAGGCUUGAUACCUCAACAUCUGAAUCAGAAUCUGAAGUACAAACUUUGUCACCAAAAAGAAAAAAAGUGAAAGGAAAACAAAAAUCUCAAAGCCCAGAAAAAGAAAUAAAAUCUGCUAAACAAACACUUGACUGUGAUGUGAAGGUAGAAAAGGUGAACAAAAGUGGGAAACAAAAUAAAAACAAUGUCGGUAAAUCAGAACGUGGUGGUAAAGGUGAAAAACUUGGAAAAGGAAAACAGCACUCUAAAUCCAUUAAAGGAAAGCAGAGUGGUAAACAUGGAGAGAAAAAACGUACCAUUGAAAUGACAGCAGAGGAUGGAUUCUUGUCAAUAUGGACUGAGAAACGACCUACACCAUCAUUAGAUUACAAUGAAAGUAAUGCAAAAUGUCCAUUACCUGGCUGUGACUCUGCAGGUCACUUGACAGGAAGGCAUGAUAGGCACAGAACAUUAGCCUCCUGUCCGCUUUACCACAACACAACAGCAGAUGAAUGUAAAGCUCGAUAUGAAGAAAGACAGAAGAAUAUUUUAGACAGGGUUAAAAUUGUGGAAUCAUUACAAGAUAAACGAGAUUUUAGAAGGAAGGUUCAAACAGAUGAACAGAAAGUCAAAGUGAUCAAAAUUCGAGGGAUGAGACAAAAGUUUAGAGAUAUACCAGAAGAUAUCAAAGUUGAACACAGAAAAUACAAGGACACAUAUGAGAGAGCUAGAGAACCAUUGCUGCAGGGCCUAGCAUCAGAGUUUGAUCUCAAGUUGUUUAGGGAAGCUCAGGCAAAGGCCUGUGAAGUACUGGAACAUGAAAUAACACAACACUAUACUAAAAGUGAUCUCUCAGAAUACAGAAUAAAGAAGUUAGAGAUUGGAAGGUUUGAAAUGACAACAUGGUAUGCUAGUCCUUACCCAGAGGAAUAUGCUCGACUGCCUAAAAUAUAUCUGUGUGAAUUUUGUCUCAAAUAUAUGAAAACUGCCACAAUUCUAAGGCGACAUAUGGCUAAAUGUGUAUGGAGACAUCCGCCAGGAGAUGAGAUUUAUCGUAAAAACAAUAUGUCUAUGUUUGAAGUUGAUGGUAAAAGGAAUAAGGUGUAUUGUCAGAAUUUAUGUUUAUUAGCAAAGCUGUUUUUAGACCAUAAAACAUUAUAUUUUGAUGUGGAACCAUUCUUGUUUUAUGUAAUGACAGAAAAUGAUUCACAUGGCUGUCACAUUGUUGGGUAUUUUUCUAAGGAGAAGAAUUCCUUUCUUAACUACAAUGUAUCCUGUAUAUUAACCUUACCACAAUACAUGAGACAAGGAUUUGGAAAAAUGUUAAUAGAUUUUAGUUAUUUAUUAAGUAAAACAGAAAACAAAGUAGGAUCACCUGAAAGACCUUUAUCUGACCUUGGUCUGCUUAGUUACCGUAGCUACUGGAAAGAUACAUUAUUAGGAUAUAUCCACAAGUAUAAAGGCAGUGAAAUUUGUAUCAAAGAUAUUAGCACAGAAACAGCCAUAAAUGCCAAUGAUAUUGUCAGUACUCUGCAGGCUUUAGGCAUGUUGAAAUACUGGAAGGGAAAACAUCUAAUUUUACGGAGACAGGAUCUUAUUGAUAGUUACUUGGAGAAGAAAGUGAAACGUCCAACUGACUUUAAAACAAUUGAUGCAGCAUGUUUAAAAUGGACACCACAUGCAAAGAGACAACAGCAGCCUCAAACAGCACCCUAAAAUAUAGUUUUAUGUGAUAGAUUUGAUCCCAGUUGUUGGUUAUCAACAAUGAAUGUUUUGAUUCUGCUCCUUCUAGAGAUGGAUCUUGUUAUCAUAAUGGAACUGUAGAAAUUCAGUUAAAAAUCUCAGCGUAUGAUAUGUUAGCAGAGGAACCGGAGGACUGAAGAGGAUAUUUUAAUUUUUUUUAACAUCUUCCUUAAAUUUGCUCUUCUAAGCAAAAACUUGCUAAGUGUGCUUGCGUAUGUCAUAAAUACCUCAAUUUAAUAGAUUUGUCUAGGAAAGAUGAAGAUACUAUUUUAUGUAUUGAAAUGAAGUACCUUAAUCAUAAUCAAAUUGUUUAGGGUAAAAUGAUCAAAAUAUAUAGGUUAAGAUUAUAAAAAAACAGAAACUAAACCAAAACAUAAACAUUUAUUUUGGUUGUUUAUAAAUAUUGGUAUUCAGAACAAAAACCUUAACAAAUUAAAUAAUUUUGAUAUACUCUUAUUAGAAUUUAUAAAACAAACAAACAAAAUUUUAUUUGAUUAUUUAAAAUGCUGAACACCAUUGGAUAAACACCAUGACUGUUGAUUUUUGGGGAAUUAGAAAUUCAUUUAGCUUCUUUUAAAGUAAAAAAUGGAAUUUUCAGAUAUUUUGACAUUAUGCAGAAUUUGCACAUUUGAAAAAUUAUUUCUAAUUCUUUGGCCACUUUUUUUUAUAAAUUUUACUAAAAGUGGUUUGUGUCUGGAUAAACUUUAUCUUCUCAGUCUCUGACAAUCAUAAAUGUCAGAAUCUAAAACUUAUGUUGAUGUUCUGUUCUGUUCUGUUUUGUUUUAAUUGCUUUAAAUUAUUGUUGAUUUUUAAAAUACUUCAGAUACUGUUCAUUAAAUUUUUAUUAUGUUGUAAAUUUCAUUUGUUAGUGUACAUGUGUUAUAUGAACGUGUCUGAGGUGAAAGGUACUAGCCAAUAGUUGAUAUUUAGUAAAAAACUUAAUAUUUAACUAUGUUUUUGUGUGAAGGAAUUAUAAGGAUCAAACGUUUUUUUAUGAAUAUAAGUAUGUUUUAACUGAACAAUCUGGUUACAAACUUAACAAAAGUGAAUGGAUGCUUUAACCAAUCUUGCAAACUUCCAAUUUAGAUUUAAUUUACAUAAUUUCAUGCAUUUCUGCAGAGCUCACAUUGAGUGACAAUAAAUUUCCUACCUUAUAUUGUGUUGACUGUAUCAAAAUCUAGAAAAUAUGUGGGUGAUGUCAUUGUUCCUACACAAAAUGAAAAUAACAUUACAUUAUUAGUUUGAUAUCAGUUGUUUAGGGCAUCAUCGUCUAGUCACAAAGUUUUUAUAUUUGGUUUCGAUAUUACCCAUGGUUUCGUUAGUUUUUGAAAACAGCUAAUUCAUUUCCAUCUAUAGAAAAGGAGAAUAGUGCUUAAAGAUGAAUCUCAAAGUACUACUGCCAGUUUUCUGUAUAAAUUCAUAAUAUGUUAGAAUGCAGUAACUUUUCAGUGGCCAUUACUUGAUUUAUUUAUUAAAUUGAAAGAAAUAUUACUUGUUGUUUUAGAACAUAAAUAACCAGAGUGAACUGUAAAUAUUAUUUAAAGUUUUUGCCGAUUUUUACUAUGUUGUUCUAUGUUUCAUUUAUUACAUGUAAUCCUCAUAUCAUCACCAAAUCAGCUUUCAUUUUCAGGUAAUUUAUUUCAACUAUAACUCUGUCAAUCAGAACAAAAUGUAAUAGAAAAACAUGUAAGAACAUGUGAUGUUGAAAAUUUUAAGAGUUCUUGAAAUUUUUAUAUUCAAUUAUUCAAGUGCUCGAAGUUAAUUGGUCCAAGUUAAUAUUUUUUAUAAUUAAUUUAAUGUGGAGAAGGAAUUCCAGUUUUUCAUGGUUUUAAAGUGAAUGAAGCUUUUUUCGUUUCUACUGUUAAUGAUACAGUUCAGUGAUUCUAGCUGAAGUUAUCUAUCUUUUUGAAAUGCAAGUCUGUUUUCUUCUCUUAGGUUAGGUAACUUUAAGAAAGAACAGGUCAUUUUUGGGGAAUUUUUAUGGAUAUACAAAUAGAUUAUUUUUGAGUAUAUAAAUAUGAUUGCUUGAUAUUUUAGCUUCAUGUGAUUGUUUACUUUGUUUUUCAUCAAAACUAGCACAAACAAAAUUAUCGUCUGUACUUUUUUAAAAGGAAAUUAUAAAAAAAACUUAUCCCCUGCUCAAAUCUUGAAAUAAAGCUUACAGGUAUCUCAUAAUUGAUAUUUUAGUUUUUCAAAUAGAUUGAGGUCCCUUUUAUAUUUUAUUCUCUAAUACUUUAAUAGGAUUUUUUAUUAUGACAAAAAAUGUCCAUAUGUCACAGUAACUUCAGUGCAGUUUAUAUGGCAAGUCUAAUGAUGAGAUAUUGUUAAAGAUUAAAAAAAUUUGAGGGAUUCAAAUGAACUUAAUUACUAAAAACUUCAUUGAUUAUUGCACCUGGACAAGCAAGCAACAAUCAAUUAAUCAGCCACUAAUUUAAAUUUUCUCCUUUUAUUAAAUUGAUACUGUAAAAUUCUUAUUUUUUGAAUUAAAAUUACAAACUCAUUCAGAUAACGUAAAUAAAAACUUUUGAGUGGAGGUAAAAUCUCUUCAUUUAUUCUUGUAGAAACAACUUUUUUCAAGAAUUUUAUUUCUAGGAGAAAAGAUGUAGGAACCAACUUACGGAUUUAAUGUUUAAAUGGUUUCCCUGAAUGCUAUAAAUCUAAUGUAUAAUAAAUGGUAUUUUAUUUAACUCUCGACUUGAAAGCUAGUUGGCUUCACACUUUUAAAAUAAACAGGCAAUCAUUUGAUUCCUUAUUGAACAUUGUAUAGUAAUUUUUGGUACUCUUAGCAAUUUGAAAUAGGUCUACAUUUCCAUGAAACCAUAAAAAUUGGUGCAUACAAAAUAUAUCCUGUAGUCAGCCAUUUUACUAUACCAAUAAAAUUGUACAAACAAACCAAUGCA
This is a messenger RNA of Mytilus californianus (California mussel), 4856 nucleotides long. RefSeq names its product histone acetyltransferase KAT7-like. Gene Ontology annotation, cellular component: nucleus. Bases 76 to 1929 code for a protein of 617 amino acids. Lineage: Eukaryota; Metazoa; Mollusca; Bivalvia; Mytilida; Mytilidae. Gene Ontology annotation, biological process: regulation of DNA-templated transcription. The record is from RefSeq and is a predicted model, not a curated record. Gene Ontology annotation, molecular function: zinc ion binding; histone acetyltransferase activity. The transcript is spliced from 13 exons.